Molecule: messenger RNA, 1645 nt
Organism: Dioscorea cayenensis subsp. rotundata (Guinea yam)
Lineage: Eukaryota; Viridiplantae; Streptophyta; Magnoliopsida; Dioscoreales; Dioscoreaceae
Product: protein WALLS ARE THIN 1-like
Exons: 6
Coding region: 132-1286 (384 amino acids)
Cellular component (GO): plasma membrane
Molecular function (GO): transmembrane transporter activity
Source: RefSeq, a predicted model, not a curated record
ACCUCCCCUUUCUUCUUCUUCUUCUUCUUCUUCUUCUUCUUCUUCUUCUUCUCUUAAUUUUUCAUUAUCAUCAUCUUCAUCUUCUUCUUGUUCUUGUUCUUGUUCUUGAUCUUGAUAGUGAGAAAAUAACAAUGGCAGACAGGAAGAUAUGUGGGGUGCCAGAGAGGGUGCAGUUACACGUUGCCAUGUUAGCCUUACAAUUUGGCUAUGCAGGCUUCCAUGUGGUCUCUCGUGCAGCUCUCAACAUGGGCAUUAGCAAGCUCGUCUUUCCCGUUUAUCGAAACAUCAUCGCCUUUCUCCUUCUCCUCCCUUUCGCCUUCUUCCUCGAAAAGAAGGACAGGCCUCCAAUGACCUUAUCAUUCAUUCUCCACUUCUUUGUACUUGCUCUAAUUGGGAUGACUGCAAACCAAGGUUUCUACUUGCUCGGACUCGAUAACACUUCACCGACGUUUGCUUCAGCCAUCCAGAACUCUGUCCCUGCUCUUACAUUCCUUAUGGCAGCUGCUCUCAGGAUUGAGAAGGUGAAGUUAAACAGAAGGGACGGUAUUUCGAAGGUGGCCGGAACACUGGCAUGUGUCUUCGGUGCGUCAGUGAUCACUCUCUACAAAGGGCCAGUCAUCUUCUCCCCCUCAAAGACCUUGAACCAUGUCAAUAAUGUUGAUCCUUCUCCUGUGCUUUGGCUUGAGGACCCUAAAGGCAAGAGUUGGACUUUAGGGUGCGUUUAUCUCGUAGGCCAUUGCCUUUCUUGGUCUGGUUGGCUUGUCUUGCAGGCUCCAGUGCUUAAGAAAUACCCGGCUCGCCUUUCGGUCACUGCCUAUACUUGCUUCUUUGGUGUUCUUCAAUUCCUCGUCAUCGCUCUCGUUGUCGAGAGAGAUGCUAGUGCUUGGAUAUUCAAUUCUGGUGGCGAAGUUUUCACUAUCUUCUACGCGGGUUUUGUAGCCUCUGGGAUUGCAUUUGCUGUUCAAAUAUGGUGUAUUGACAGAGGUGGUCCAGUGUUUGUCGCCGUCUAUCAACCGGUACAAACACUAGUCGUUGCCAUUGUUGCCUCCAUUGCUCUUGGGGAAGAAUUUUACCUUGGAGGGAUUCUCGGUGCUGUAUUUAUUGUUAUCGGACUUUACUUGGUACUAUAUGGAAAGAGCCAAGAGAGAGCUUUUGCAGCAAAAGAGGCGGCGAUCAACACCGCUUCUAAUGCCGAGCAUGAAUCAAUAAGAUCGACUAAUCCUACUUCAUACAAGGGUGCCUCUUUAACUCAACCUUUACUUCCAUCAUCAUCGGAGAAUGUCUGAGCUCUUUAAGUCCUUGUUUCAUCAAAACGAAAGAAUAAUCUAUCGAAAAGUCUAGUAUUACACUAAGAUCAUUGAAUGUGUGUCAUGUGACAAUAAAUUUUAAGAUGAAUGAUUUAAAUGUAUCUUUAUUGUCACAGUACAUUGCAUCUUCUAUAUGCAAAACUUAGUGUAUAUAUAGUGUGCACUUGAUAAUAAUUUAGGGUUUGAUGUGGUUGUACACUUGUAAUAAGGCUUGUUAGGGUUAGGGUUAGGGUUUGAGAGGAAUGUCCCCAUCUCUGAACCCUAGUCCUAGCAAGUGGGCUUGCUUGUAUUACUACUUUUGUUUGGGAAGUUAAAAGGUGUGUUUUGUUUGGCUUUAA